UUGAGGUACAAUAUUGGCUACUCGAAGCGUUUAACCUCGAAAACUUUCUCAGUGCACAUCGUUAAAACUUACAGUGAAAAUUCUUAUGAUCCAAAGAACGAUGGAGAGUAAAGAGGGCAUCGUGAGUGUGAAACAAGAGACGAACGAUACUUGGCCAGAUGAAGGCGACGAUUUUGUUUCCAAUUCAGCAUACUCUUGCAAAAUUGAAAACGUUGAUGUAUUUCCAUCUUAUAAAACAUCGGCAAAUCAUAUGAAUAAGGUUAUGACGACACAGAAAAGAAAAGGUGAAAAAAUAUUCGUAGAUUUCGAGUGCAAAAAUGUUAAACCUGAACUGAUGUCUCAAUCAACCGCAGUCUGCAAAACUGAGUAUCAAAGUUGUAUACCUAUUGUAAAAAUGGAAAACCAAAUGGAAAACAAAAAAAAGUUGAAUGAUAGAGAUCUGAUAGUUUUUAUAAAAAAACAGUUUGACUAUGAUAAUAAUUGUCAGUUUCAAGUUAAUUCCCGAUUGAAGUUUGACGAACAUGAGGAGGUUAGAAUAUUUAAAAAAACUAUGCAUGAAAAAUUAACGAACAAACGAACGCAACAAGGAAUUAAACGAUUUGAAUGUGAAAUUUGUCACAAAUCAUUUGUAUACAAGAGUCAUCUCAAAUGUCACGUGAAUACAGUACAUAAGCGCAUCCAACUCUUCGAGUGUGAGAAUUGUCACAAAUCAUUUGGAUAUAAGCAUGUACUUCAAAGGCACAUAAUUACAGUACACGAUCGACAAAAAACCUUCGAGUGUGACAUUUGUAACAAAUCAUUUGGACAAAAAAGUACCCUCAAUCUUCAUACAAAUGCAGUACAUAAAGGCGAAAAACCCUUCGAAUGUAAUAUUUGUUACAAACCAUUUGGAUACAAGGGUGAUCUCAAGAGACACAUUAAUGAAGUACAUUAUCGUAUCAAACGCUAUGAAUGUGAAAUUUGUCACAAAUCAUUCGGAUACAAGAAUGUACUCAAAAAUCACAUAAAUUCAUACACAAUGGUAACAAACCUUUUGAAUGUGAAAUUUGCCAUAAAUCAUUUGGAUGUAAGUGUGAUCUGA
Molecule: messenger RNA, 1081 nt
Organism: Trichogramma pretiosum
Lineage: Eukaryota; Metazoa; Arthropoda; Insecta; Hymenoptera; Trichogrammatidae
Product: gastrula zinc finger protein XlCGF26.1-like
Exons: 4
Coding region: 86-1081 (331 amino acids)
Biological process (GO): regulation of transcription by RNA polymerase II
Molecular function (GO): DNA-binding transcription factor activity; RNA polymerase II cis-regulatory region sequence-specific DNA binding
Source: RefSeq, a predicted model, not a curated record